UCCUCUACCUAUUUGGCAUCAAGACUUAAUAGGCAAGUACCCAUUUAUGCAAACCAACCACAUGUUAUUGCUACUUUGGCAGCACACACUUCCACUCAAAAUUUGUUUCACUCUCUUGUAACACUACUAUCAAAUCAUUCACUACUCUAUUACCCUCCCCAUCCCCAGAUCUUUGGGAGCCUAGAUCUUCAAGGUAGCAAAUGGCUCAUCUAAUGUACUUGUGCUACAAAAAGCUAUUCCUACUUUCUCUUCUUUUAUUUCUUUUUGUCUCUCUUUGCUCUUGUUCUUGGUGGUCUGAACCUCAACUCCAUAGAAGAACAAUGCUAGAGGUCCAAAAAGACCUAAAGGAGAAGAAAACCACCCCACAAUCCACCAAAAAUCAAACCAAGUUAAUCAAGCCUAAUAGUUUCCCUUCCAAAAACCAAACCAAAACCAUCAAAUCCAAUAAUAACCUUAAUUCCUCCAAAAACAAUACUAAAACCAUCAAACCCAAUAACCUUAAUUCCUCCAAAAACCAAACCAAAACUAUCAAAUCCAAUAACCUUAAUUCCACCAAAAAUCAAACCAAAACCAUCAAAUCCAAUAACCUUAAUCCCUCCAAAAACCAAACUAAACUUAGCUCCAAUAAUGCAUCAUCUAAACCCACACCACCCAACACUAGUAACCUCAAGAAGGUCAAUUCCACCACCAUCACCAACACCAAGUUCAAGAAGCUAAACUCCACAUCAACCAAAAAACCAAUAGAUCUAGCAAAAACAAGUAACAAAACUACAAAAUCCACCACCACCGACAAAAACAACAACAGUCAAACAAACAAAAAACCAAUCAAACAAACACCACCUAGUUACCACACAUUGAAAAAACAACAACAACUACUAAAAGAAGAAGAUGAAGAUGAUGAUGAUGAUGAUUUUGUUUCACUUUCAGAAUUCAAAGAUCUACCAAACAAAAUCCACCGAACACUACUCCCAGACCUAGAAACAAUCUCAACAACCUCAAAAGCAUACAUAACAAAAGCCAACAACGAAAUGACAAAAGGAUUCAAACCCUACGUAGGUAAAAAAUACGCAUCAACCAUAGCCACAAUAGUUUCUUCAAUUUUCAUAUUAAUCCCUCUUCUCUUAGUUUCACUUCUCUGCAACAAAAUCAAAACAUUUUUCUCACUUCAAAAAAUCUUAAUCAUCAUCCAAAUCUAUCUCUCAAUCUACUUCACAAUUCUCUGCAUUUCAACAUUGUUCACUGGAAUUGAACCAUUGAAGUUUCUAUUCUCUACUUCGCAAUCCACGUAUAUCUGUUUUCAGAUUCUUCAAACUCUUGGUUACGUUUUUUAUCUACUGUUACUUGUUGUGUACCUUGUUCUUGUUUUUUCUACUGAAUGUGGGCUUGGUUCGAAGUUUUUGGGCUUGGGCCAGAUUUUUGUUGGCUUUUCUGUUGGGCUUCAUUAUUAUGUGACGGUGUUUCAUAAGGUGGUGUUACGGCAACCGCCGAAAAGUAGUUGGAAGAUUCACGGGAUUUAUGCCACGUGUUUUUUAAUGAUUUGUUUGUUUGCUGGAGCUGAUAGAAGAAAAAAGGCUUACAUGGAAAAUGAUGGAGGUGAAGGGAAGAAGAAUUAAAUGUUAAUGUAAUUUUUUAUUUACUUUUUUGUUUUUAUUUCCAUUUUAUUCAAUUUAUAAAAAUAAAUAAACAUGAGUACUUCAAUGCCUCCUAUUUGGCUCAAA
Molecule: messenger RNA, 1718 nt
Organism: Trifolium pratense (red clover)
Lineage: Eukaryota; Viridiplantae; Streptophyta; Magnoliopsida; Fabales; Fabaceae
Product: spindle pole body component 97-like
Exons: 1
Coding region: 201-1613 (470 amino acids)
Source: RefSeq, a predicted model, not a curated record